UCAUUUCGUUUUUGCACUCCUAAACAACGCGAUUUUAAAAAACUUUUGCAAAGGCCAAAGUGUACAAAUCUUAGUCCACUCUGUUCAUAACAUAUUGUAGUUUUCCGAAAAUGAAACUGUAUUGAUAUCAAAUGUUUCAUCGAUGAGAAAAUGAGCAGAAUGUCGGCCAAAAUCCAUCUCGUUCCAUCUUCUCCCACUGCGCGCCAGUGGGUUUCCCCUCAGUGGAAACGCCAAGCGGAUGCUUCACAUUUAUACAUCCAGUAAAAUAUCUGUCUCAUUGUCCCAUCUGACAGCCCCGUCUCUUUAAAUAUUGCAUCUGUCAGGAUGAGACGGGGGAAGUUAAGUUCCUCGUGGCUAAUGGUACCACCGUACAUCAUUUCAAGCCAAUAGGCAGUCUCGCUGAACUCUCCUCCUUUUCCUGAUAUCUGUGCAGAGGGAGGCUGCUGAGGACGAAGGCUGCUGCUGGGGCAGUAGGUCUAGGGGGCAUGCUCUGAUCACAUCAGGUUCGUAUCAUCAUGCUUGAAAACAAAGACGUUAACCUUCAAGUCGAGGAGGAUAACCCCCCAGUGAGCCGACUAACUGCUGCCAGAGAUGAGUCCCACUGCUGAUAGGACCAGGGAGAAAAGGCCCGUCUGGACUUUCACAGUGCCGAGCCAGGACAGCCAUGGCCAAGAGAGACUACCUGGUGGAGGCAGCCAAGCAGAUCCGCAUGGCUCUGGACAGGGAGGUCAGUGAAGACUAUGAAGCUGCCUUCAGCUACUACAAGAAUGGGGUUGACCUGUUGCUCAAUGGAGUUCAAGUGGACCCUAACAAGGAGCGCCGCGAGGCAGUGAAGAGGAAGACUACUCAGUAUCUGAAGAGGGCCGAGGAAAUCUUUAUCUCCCACCUGCAGGACAACCUGGGGAAGGGGAACUCUCACGUAGGGGGUUACAGUAGUCUGAGAUUCCGGCCAAUCAGACACCUGAGCUGCCCAGUGGAGGAUCUGGAGAUGUGUAAAGUGGUGGGGAUCAUCGAUAAGGUCCUGAUUGUCCAAAGCCUGAUUACAAAGGAGAAAUGUGUUGUUAAAAGCCUGCCCAAGUCGAGCUGGGAGAGCCGGGACCAGCCCACUAUCAUCCCCCAGGGCGUCCCCUAUAUGGUGAAGCUGCUGAGAUACUAUGUCAGUGAGGAUGCUGUGUACCUGCAUCUGGAGCAUGUUCAAGGUGGGAAGCUUUUCUCCAAACUGUCCAAGGUCAGGAACGACCGAGCCAAGGAGCACCCAGAAUGCUACAUUCCCAGCCAGCACAGGAUCAAACUGAAGAACAGCUACACCUCCCCUACCAUCAGCUCAGACUAUCAGCAGAAUGACAGAGGGGGCACAGGGACAACCCCUCUCCUGGAGAGGGAGAACGAGGAGAGCCCAGACACAGACUCCCCUGCAUCUUGGCAUGAGGCUCAGCACCGUCUGGAAGGCUGUAGGACCCACUCGUACUGCGGGGAGACAGGCUGCAGGCUGCAGAACAACUCAAGGUCUACAGCGCCACAGCCCUCUUUAUCUGGACCAAUGAGGACAGACAUCAGUCCCCAUAUCCAUCCAGCAUGCCACAGUCAGUGUUUGCACUCUGAAACUCAGGACAAGCCUGCUCUUCCUAGUCAUCUGUGCAUCCAUCAGGUUCCUGAUGUCACCUCUGAGCCUUCUGGGAAGGCCACUGGAACAGAAGAAAUAGAAUCCAGUUUAGAUUUUGACGUGGUGUGGAAGGCUGCUGAUCCGACACAGAAUUGUGAGAGUGACUCAGAUAUAGCUGCAGGUAAACCUGUACCUCUAACAACUCAGACCUCUUCUGGUGGGACAGGGUCAACAGUGAACUUGAAGAAUCAUUCUAUCAGUUUGUAUUCACAGAAUAGUUAUGUUCCCAAUACAUUGCAAUUACCCCUCCAUAAUCAAAGCCAGGCUAGUGAGAUGGCAACUUUGACCUCCUAUGGCUCUCACCAAGGCAGUGUUUCAGGUGGAGACCUUGAGAACACUGUGGGUGUAGAGAUAUCCACACACCAGGAGAGAGGGCAGGAAGAGCAGGUAAACCAUCACACUACUGAAAAGAGCAUUGUGAACUUAGUAAGCGGGGACACAGAGACUUCCCAGCCUGGCAGAGCUGUUUGUCCCUCUACAGUAGACAAGCUGAAGGUCAUGAGGACAUCCUCAUGGAUCUCUCACCCCCCUUCCCUCCCUCGCUGUCUCAGUGCUGGGACAAAGCAGGGGAACCAGGCAGGCAUCUCCCUGGCCCUCACAGGGGCAAAGUAUCAUGUGGGGCCCCCUUGCAGAGAGCCAGGGGAGGAAGUGGAGGAGGGCUGGGAGCUGAGCCCUGUGAGUAAGGACAUCCCCCAAGAGAAAGGAUCACUGUGUGACCCCAACACCCCUGGCCCCACAGGGGCCUCCCCACAGUGUCGGAAGGAGGACAUGAAUGCUUUCCUGAUGUCAAAUGGAUCAGAUGGACAGGGUCAGGAUCAGGAUCAGAUCAUUGAGGUGGAGGGCUGGUGCCACCAGCCCAAGUUCCCAGCCAAGACCUCCAGAGGGAGAGACGGGGUCUGGCAGGGCUGUUGGGGGCUGCCUGAGGCAGAGGUGCGUUUGUUGGGAGCUCAGAUCCUCCUGGCCCUGGAGAGUCUUCACCAGCAAGGUGUCAUGUGCCGUGACCUCAACCCAAAGAACAUCCUGCUUACCAGCAUCGGUAAGGUCUGCCUGACAUUCUUUGGCCAGUGGAGUGAAGUUCAGUCAGAAACCAACUCUGAAGCUAUGGACCAGAUGUACUGUGCCCCAGAGAUUGGAGGUGUGUCCAAAAUCACAGAGGCUUGUGAUUGGUGGAGUUUGGGGGCAUUGCUAUUUGAACUUCUUACAGGAAUGCCCCUGUGGCAGUUCCACCCAGCCGGGGUACAUUCUCACACCCAGCUUCUGAUCCCAGACCACCUGAGUACUGCAGCUGCCUCCCUGCUCACUGAGCUUCUGCAGUUUGACGCUGGUUAUCGUUUGGGCUCUGGAGGCGGUGGAGUGAGUGACAUCAAGUGUCACCCCUUCUUCAAUGGUGUCUCCUGGAAGGCACUGAGCAGUUAGCAGGUCAACAGACUGUCUGUAGCCUGAACAGUUAUCUGCAGCCAAGUGAAGUUGGGCAGCCACUGCCCCCUCGUGGCUAAAAUAAUUGAAGCCCCAGCUCUGGAGCUACUUCCUGAGCAUCUUGUUCUUCCCAAAGAAUGACAGAUUAGAAGGGUAAUUCAGAGCAGCAGGCACACAGCCAACAUGUCAACCCUGCAACAUCCAAACUCUGCCUGCAGUGUUCUCUUUGUAACCUCCAUGUUUGAAUAAUAGAGGCUAGUGUAAACAUAGUAGGGCAAAAUGUACUCCUGGGUGCCUUUUGUGGUAUUUCUGUUGUACAAAUGACAUGCAAUGCUACUGAUAACAUAUCCAUGCAUAUCAUCACCAUGUAUGGUAACGGAUGUUUUUCAUUGUCAAACGCUUACUACACAAAUACUUUUGGCUGUGAUAAACAGAAUUGACAAUAAGGUUAGUAAAAUGAAGCAAUGCA
Salvelinus fontinalis (brook trout) is the source of this 3548-nucleotide messenger RNA. Its product is annotated as ribosomal protein S6 kinase-like 1. The record is from RefSeq and is a predicted model, not a curated record. The coding region runs from base 665 to 3079 and encodes 804 amino acids. The transcript has 12 exons. Gene Ontology annotation, molecular function: protein kinase activity; ATP binding. Lineage: Eukaryota; Metazoa; Chordata; Actinopteri; Salmoniformes; Salmonidae. Gene Ontology annotation, biological process: protein phosphorylation.